This is a messenger RNA of Desarmillaria tabescens, 174 nucleotides long. RefSeq lists its product as uncharacterized. The record is from RefSeq and is a predicted model, not a curated record. Gene Ontology annotation, cellular component: membrane. The transcript has 5 exons. Lineage: Eukaryota; Fungi; Basidiomycota; Agaricomycetes; Agaricales; Physalacriaceae. The coding region runs from base 1 to 174 and encodes 57 amino acids.
AUGGCCUUCACUGCAUCAGAUAUUUGCAAGAUCCUAGUCGCUAUUAUCUUACCACCUUUGGGUGUAUUUUUCGAGAGAGGCUGUGGAGCUGACCUGCUCAUCAACAUUCUUCUGACCAUUUUGGGGUGGAUCCCUGGUAUCAUACAUGCUCUGUACAUCAUUCUCAAGUACUAG